AUGAGCAACAAAAAAGUUCGUGUGGCUGUCACUCAGUCUGAGCCAGCAUGGCUGGACCUCGCUGCAGGUGUCAAGAAGACAUGCGAGUUAAUUGAAGAAGCUGGAAAGCAAGGCGCAAGCCUGAUUGCUUUCCCCGAAUGUUGGAUUCCAGGUUAUCCCUGCUGGAUCUGGUCUCGCCUUCUAGACGUUGGGCUAAAUAUUACCUACGUCAAGAACUCCCUGCGUCUCGAUUCUGUUGAAAUGAAAGCGAUACAGAAUGCAGCAAAAGCUCAUUCUAUCGCUGUCUCGUUAGGAUUCUCUGAGAAUGACAACAAUUCCGUCUAUAUCGCACAAGUGAUGAUUGGCCCAGAUGGACUAAUCAAGUCACACCGUCGAAAGAUGAAGCCUACACACAUGGAGCGUACCAUAUUUGGUGAUGCAUCGGGAGAGUGCUUUGCAAGCGUAUCGCAACUCCCGUUUGGGCGAGUUGGUGCUCUCUCAUGCUGGGAGCAUAUCCAGCCGUUACUGAAGUACCACACAUUCUCGCAGAAUGAGGACAUUCAUGUUUCUGCCUGGCCAAGCCUGACUCCUCACACUGGUGGCUCAGACUUGUGGUCAAUGUCGGCAGAAGGUUGCCAAAACUUGUCGCGCACUUAUGCAAUUGAGGCACAAAGUUUUGUCCUCCAUUGCACAGCUCUGAUAACGGAGAAAGGAAUUGAUCAGAUGAAAACGUCUGGUGGAGCGCUGAUGUCUUUCCCCGGGGGUGGGAGCUCCGCGGUAUUUGGACCUGACGGGAGGCUGUUGACUGAGCCCGUGGAAAGUACGACUGAAGCAAUCAUUUAUGCGGAUCUUGACAUGGACCAAAUUAUUGGCACCAAGCUCUUCGCAGACGCAACCGGUCAUUAUAGUCGCCCUGAUCUGAUGUGGCUGAAUGUUUGCAAGGAAGUGAAGAAGACCGUUCGCGAUGACACGGAUGUGGAUCUGGGCAACGUGAUCGCGGGUGAUUCACCCGGCCACAUGUAG
Messenger RNA from Penicillium cataractarum, 1002 nucleotides. Its product is annotated as carbon-nitrogen hydrolase family protein. Gene Ontology annotation, molecular function: catalytic activity. NCBI's taxonomy places the organism in Eukaryota, Fungi, Ascomycota, Eurotiomycetes, Eurotiales, Aspergillaceae. The record is from RefSeq and is a predicted model, not a curated record. The coding region runs from base 1 to 1002 and encodes 333 amino acids. The transcript has 3 exons.